This is a messenger RNA of Pieris macdunnoughi, 1680 nucleotides long. NCBI's taxonomy places the organism in Eukaryota, Metazoa, Arthropoda, Insecta, Lepidoptera, Pieridae. The record is from the annotation of a GenBank genome assembly.
AUGUACGGGGCGGUAGCACUUAAAAUCGGAACUAUCAAGCGGCUAGCAGUUCGUGUAUUCAUGCUAAUUAUACUCCAAGCUGCUGGUGCCGGCUUUGCAGCUCCAAGUGUGUUGGUUACCAGGCAUGAAUCCAGAGCGGUAGAGUGGCUGCCGAUGGACAAUCAAACUGUCUACAGAUUAGAUGAAGGGGAGACCAGAAAUUUGGAGCUAAACACAACACAAUUAUUACAAUCAACGGUGUACAUCACAGUGAGCCCCUGCUCCAGAGAUUUUCAUUGGGCUCUCUAUAGAGGACAUUUCCAAGGUUCAGACGAUCAAUUGAAUCUUCUACAAGAAACUAGCGGAAGUGAAACCAGUACAUUGUCUGCGGUUAUAAAAAAUGAAGAUCGGUAUAUAUUACAGCUAUUCUCAUCAAAAGGGGGCGCUGCAGCGGUCAGCGUAAGGGGAGAGGCUCCGCGACUCGUUCGUAUGCGGUUACGCACGCGAUCGCGGCGAAGGCUUUCAGCUAACUGGGACCCAAGUCCAAUAGAUCCGCAUGUGACGUCAUACUGCGUAGUGGCAUCCCACAGGAAGAACUACACUUCACUGUGCGCAGCCCAGUACGACACCAGUGUCUGUAGCAGACGGUAUCAAGAACCAAACGAAACUCGCAAAACCCGAUACAAUACGUCGCGAGACUCCGAAAACUCUAUAGAGCUCGACAGAUUUGACAUAUUUGAGGGGAAUUUCAAGAAUGUAUUUCGGAGGAAGAAGUUUGGUCGCAGCACAAGAGUGUCCAGUGAUGAUCCCAUGAUCGCCUGCGUCGGCGACAGAACUCAUCAUCUCAUAGAAAACUUGGACCCCAGCACGACCUACUAUGUAAGCAUAUUUGGCAUAGCAAGAGACCGGAGAGCUGGAUCUCUUCUAGCAACAGGCAGUGUGCGACCGAGGACAUCCACAGCGAAGCGGUUGAAAGAAAAUGUUCCGCUCAAAACAAAUAUCCGGGGGAAAACUGUAUAUUAUUUUAAAACUGGAGUGGGCUUUGGAAGUGGCAUGUGGUUAUCAAUGACAACGUGUGGAGGAUCCGUUGACGUUGAAGUAAUUGUUAAAGGGAAACGCCUGUAUGCAAUCAAAGAUAUAGUUAGCCAUUCGAAGUUCUUCAUACCGGCUCCUAUCUUGGGAUCCUCAAUACAAGAGACGAGCGAUGAAGGAUCUGUUCAAUUCGACUCCAGUUCUGAAGAAGCUAAAAUUCGAUAUGUUGUGCGCGUGAUACCAAAUAGGUUGUAUAGAGAUGGUUCAGUUACUGUAGAGUUGACAGCUUCCACUACAAGAUGGGGCGCUAGUACACCGGAAUUGCUGGAAGAUGGCGUGAGGGAGCUACGACCGAGGCGAUCUUGCAAGUCUGUGGACGUGGCCUUUCUCCCAGCGAUUCAUAAUGCCACUGAUGUUAUAAGAUAUUGCAUAAUAGCGCGUGAAACAUCGCAAAACGACGGAUUUAUCUGCGCACUGUCAAAGAGAUUCGCAACCAAAGCACAGUGUAUUAGCCACAUGCAACGAACGCCAACCAGAGCAAUAGUACAAAAAGUCUUCGGUUUAAAGUCCGGUCGCAAAUAUGCCAUUCAAGUGGUCGCAUCUACGAAGGGCAGUCCGGUACCAUACAAGGUGUUAUAUGCAGACACAAACGCGUCGUGUAAAGAUUAA